Molecule: messenger RNA, 1618 nt
Organism: Panicum virgatum (switchgrass)
Lineage: Eukaryota; Viridiplantae; Streptophyta; Magnoliopsida; Poales; Poaceae
Exons: 3
Coding region: 754-1305 (183 amino acids)
Molecular function (GO): protein binding
Source: RefSeq, a predicted model, not a curated record
CUCGACAUCUUCCCCCAAUCCCGAACCCCACCCAAACCCUCCGCAUCCCGCCGACCAUGGCGCCGCCACGCCCGCCUCCGCCGCUGAUCGACGACGUCACCGCCGAGAUCUUCGUCCGCCUCCCGCCCGACGAGCCCCAGCAUCUCUUCCGCGCCGCCCUCGUCUGCAAGCCGUGGCUCCGCGUCCUCUGCGACCCGGACUUCGGCCGCCAGUACCGCGCCUUCCACGGAGCCCCUCCCCUCCUCGGCCUCCUCCAAAGGCGCGAGAUCGCCCAGGGGAACCGCGCCCUGCGCUUCGCCUCCACCACAUCGAUGCCCGCCUUCCCCUACCCGAGCUCCGACGGUAGCCACAUGCGCCCCCUCGACUGCCGCCACGGCCGCGUGCUCAUCCACAUGCUGAAGGGCCGGGAUGUGGAUCUCCUCGUCUGGGACCCCGUCACGGGCGACCACCGCCGUCUGCGCCAACCCUGCAUUCACUGGAUGACCUACGGCGCCGGCUGCGCCGCGGUGUUCUGCGCCGCUGAAGGCUGCGACCACCUCGACUGCCACGGCGGGCCCUUCCGCGUUGUCCUCGUGGGCACCGACAACGACCUGGAUAAACUAUGGGCGAUCGUGUACUCAUCUGAGACGGGGGCAUGGAGCACGCCGACUUCUAUUUACAGUGGCCGUGCCGGCUACGUCGAUACUUGGCGAGGCGCCGUUGUAGGAGAUGAAAUCUACUUCAUUCUUUCACGGAGUCCUAUGAUUGUCAAGUAUGAUUAGCAAGAAUUGCCUGUCUUUGAUUGACCCACCACCACCAGGUCCAGAAGUGUACUGCUAUUCAGCAGCCCUCAUGGAGAUGGAGGACAGUUCGUUGGGGCUCGCUGCCAUUGAGGAUUCCAUCCUUCAUAUCUGGUCGAGGAAGGUGAAUACAGAGGGAGCUGCCGAGUGGGUUGAUUGCAGGGUCAUCGACCUGGAGAAGAUCAUGCCCAUGGCCAAGCCCUGUGACGGUGAUGGAGCAUAUGUGGCUGGCUUUGCAGAGGGUGUGGAUGCCAUCUUCGUGAGCACAGAUGUUGGCUUAUUCACGAUGGAGCUCAAAUCUGGACGCGUGAGGAAGGUUGACGAACCUGGGAUCUGCUAUUCCGUCUUGCCGUACAUGAGCUUCUACACUCCUGACUUUCUUGGUACAGAAUUCUGUUAUUCUCUGGGAUUGCAGAAGCUCACAUGUCAAGCUCAGUCUUGUAACCUUCGGAGUAUGGUACAACCAAGUCAUUUACUUUAUAUCGUGGUAGACUGUCAUCGCCUUGCGAGACUCCCUGAUGUCUGAUGUGCUGCUCCAAGAGGAAGACUGGAUGAAAUGGAUGAACCUAUCAUCUUAGGCCUGCUUCUGGUGCCUUUUGGUCUGGAAGAGCUACUACUAUGAAAUCCUUUGUUUUCUAUUGAGUUGUUGAAGUUCGACUGGUGCAUUCCAUUGUGAAAGUUAGCUGUGGAGUGUGGACGUUCCUUCUUGUUAUAUUCAUCCUGAUCCUAUGGCCGAAACCCAAAAGAUUAUACACAGUCCAGGAUGCUGAAUGCCACAAUGCCAGGCACAUUUUUCAGUUACUGUUUGGUUAAUGCAUCAUUCGGCUACGUGGAAUGAA